AGAUCAAGUGUGUGAGCGGCAGCGAGGGAGGAGAGAGAGUGAGAUGAAGAAGAAGACAAAGAACAUGCUUCUUUUUUAAGAGUCCAACGCAAAGUGUUGAUGUCAGUGGAUGAAGACAAAACCUGAUGGUGCUGUGAGCCUCAAACACUUUGGAGUCAUAAACCAAAGAGUGAUUGCAUUAUGGGGAGCGUCAGCGAGUUGUGCGCUUCCAGUUUUCAAGCGUUUUUGUGUCCGACAGUGCGAGCCCUGGAAUCUGCUGCUGCUCCUACUACUACAGGCAAAAACCUGUGUGCGCGAGAUGGUGGGCUCGAUUGGAGAGCGUGACGCACACUCGUCGCCCUCUCGGGCCCAGAAUGGAUCCUCCUCUCAAGUGGGCACCCGAGUCAUAUCAUCCCCACGGCGACCCACCGCUCUCGCUCUGUAAGCCUGUGUGUCAUUUCACCUCAUUCAAAAUCCAUUUGAGACACACAAUGACAAGGAGAGUUCCAGUGGACCUGGAUUGUGUGCAAAUUGUUUUUACUUUCGUCUUCUUUCUUUGCAGGUUGGAUUUUUAACUAAUCCAAAUUUGUUUGUGGGUAGCCAUGUCGCUUAUCUGAUUCAGGAAAAAGGCCAUUAGAGAGUUCCUGAGCUCUUCAUUUUACCCAUCCUCAGCAUAUCCUGUUGUUGGCGUCUCCAAAAUGCCUGAUUAAAGUGCACAGCUGCAAUGCUCUCUGGCUUCUUUGCUUCCCAGCAUCAUCCAAUGAGAUCCAACACAGCAGCUGCAUCCCUCCAGAAAAUGAGUUUUAAAUGAUAUUGUUUUUUUUUUCGAGAAGUAUACAUUGUUACUGAGAGUGAUUUCUCAUAUUUUAGUGCCUUUUUUUCCAACUAUGCGAGAAAUGGAAAACAAUAGAAACACAUUAGCAGGAUGUUGAUAUUGUGCUUGUAUCGGAUCUCAUUAGGUUGUGCAGUUGUACCAAAUGUCUUUAUUUAUUUGUAUACAUAUUUACAAAAAAAAACAACAACAAUGCAUGGAAAAGAAGUACAUACAUAAGUCCUUAAAUAAAUGAAAAUGCUAGUAAAUAAAUGCAAUUGUCAAUAAUAACCUGAAACAUUACAUUCCCAAAACAUUCAUGUCAUAUUAAUUGAAGAGUACGUUGUCCAUAGGUGUGAACGUGAGUGUGAGUGGUUGUUUGUCUGUGUUUGUCUAUUUGUGCCCUGCGAUUGGCUGGCGAUCAGUCCAGGGCGUGCCCCCAAACACAAACGACCCCUUCCUCCCUGCACUUCACGAGCAAUCAAGUAAGUGCUGCAUUUCAGAAGCUAACGUUGUUGACUAACGCUGAUCUGUGAAAUGCACAUCACUUCAUGCACCUUUGUAUACCCUGGCUAAUUUAACCCUACCCCUUCCUACAGCGCGCAUAGGGAUUCAAAUGCAUUUUCACUCCUAAAUGCAGCACUUCAUCACCAAGCCACUGAAAUACACUUGUCAAUUAGUAUAGCGAUGUCGCACAUGCCAGUGCCAAACACAAACACUCUCAAACAAACAAGAACAAACAAACUCUCUUGUGUACAUACAUUGCCGGCCAUAUAGAGGUGUUUAAAAUGAGGGAGAAAAAAAAAAACCCUUCCAUGUCUACUCCUCAUUUUUGUAAUAAUUUCCAUAGCUGUGUCUACGCAUUUGCUUUUGUAAUAAAUGUGUUCAAUUGUAAAGAUACUUUAUGGACAAUCUGCAUUGUGACCCAAAAUGACCUGAAAUUGUUGUUUUUAUUUUUUCGCCUUUUUUUUGGUAAAAAUUCCCUCCUGUCAGACAUUGCGAUUAGAUAGAAUUCGCCUUCUGAUUGGCUGCCUCUGCUGAAGUCACGCCCAUUCCCCCACCGAGCCCCAACACCGGCUGUCUUCCCCGAUGGAUACAGUUGUCAUUUUUUUCACCCCAUUCAAGUGCUUCUAUAAAUGCCUCUUUUGACCUUUAAAGGUAGCCGAAGUUGUAUAUUGUUGCUUCAUUUGGGCUUCGCUUCACCAGCGAGCGGUUGAAGAGCGACGCCAACAUGGUUUUAAAGUCGGAAGACGGCGUCGUGCCUGAUGACCUCAGUCCAGAGGAGAGACAGGAGCUGGAGAGCAUCCGCCGCAGAAAACAGGAGCUACUGCAGGACAUACAAAGGUUGAAGAAUGAGAUAGCAGAGGUGACCAGCGAGAUUGACAACCUGGGCCUGACUGAAGAAAGGAAAAGCAUGCAGAGGAACAAACAGAUGGCCAUGGGCCGCAAGAAGUUCAACAUGGAUCCCAAGAAGGGGAUCCAAUUCCUGAUUGACUGCUCGUUGCUAAAAAACACCAGUGACGACAUCGCACGCUUUCUCUACAAGGGCGAAGGCCUGAACAAGACGGCCAUCGGUGACUACCUGGGAGAGAGAGAUGACUUCAACAUCGAGGUGCUGCACGCCUUCCUACAGCUGCACGAGUUCUCUGACCUGAACCUGGUCCAGGCGCUGCGGCAGUUCCUGUGGAGCUUCCGGCUGCCCGGUGAGGCCCAGAAGAUCGACCGCAUGAUGGAGGCCUUCGCCCAGAGAUACUGCCGCUGCAACCCCGGCGUGUUUCAGAGCACAGACACGUGUUACGUGCUGUCCUUCGCCGUCAUCAUGCUGAACACCAGUUUGCAUAACCCUAAUGUGAAGGACAAGCCCUCCGUUCAGAGAUUCACAGCUAUGAAUCGAGGCAUUAACGACGGUGGAGACCUUCCGGAUGAGCUUCUUCGGAACCUGUUUGAAAGCAUCAAGAAUGAGCCCUUUAAAAUUCCGGAGGACGACGGCAAUGACCUCACGCACACCUUCUUCAAUCCCGACAGAGAGGGCUGGUUGCUCAAACUCGGAGGUGGACGGGUAAAAACCUGGAAGAGGCGCUGGUUCAUACUUACAGAUAACUGCCUUUAUUAUUUUGAGUUUACAACUGACAAAGAACCUAGAGGGAUCAUUCCCCUGGAAAAUCUGAGCAUUCGCGAAGUUGAUGACUCAAAGAAGCCGAACUGCUUUGAGCUCUUCAUCCCGGACCACAGAGAUCAGGUGAUCAAAGCCUGCAAGACAGAGGCGGAUGGCCGCGUUGUCGAGGGCAACCACACUUUUUACAGAAUCUCCGCCCCCACUGCCGAGGAGAAGGACGAGUGGAUUAACAGCAUCAACAUCCUCCGUGUGUCUGCCGCAGAGCCGCCAUUAGCAAGGACCCCUUCUACGAGAUGUUGGCCGCUCGCAAAAAGAAGGUUUCCUCCGUGAAGGGUGUGUAGUGCGCACAAACACAGACAGGUUAGACUGAUAAGUGCUGCUGGAAAAAAAUGGAGCUCAACCUGACAUCAAUGAACCACCGUUGCACCUUCAUUUUUUAAAAUACAUAUAUAGUAUUUAGAUGUUUGAGAACCACCCUCUCUCAUUUAGUUUGUUGCUUCUCCACGUGGGAAGGGGACUGAACAAUGUACAUCUCAUGAAAGACGAUACAGAUAUUCAUUUGAGUCUGGCAUGCAAAAGAAGAAAAACUGGAUCUCUUUUCACAUUUUGUUGCUACACAUUCCCCCAUGCUUUCAAACAAAGCACAAUUACUAGAAAUGAAGGUGAUCAAAGGCGUUGCUUGGUAUUUAUUUGUCCUUAUUUAUUGUUUUGUCUCAAUAAAAGUUUACAAUCUUUGGUGUGAAUUUCACAAAA
Molecule: messenger RNA, 3659 nt
Organism: Phyllopteryx taeniolatus (common seadragon)
Lineage: Eukaryota; Metazoa; Chordata; Actinopteri; Syngnathiformes; Syngnathidae
Product: cytohesin-1-like
Exons: 13
Coding region: 2022-3236 (404 amino acids)
Biological process (GO): regulation of ARF protein signal transduction
Molecular function (GO): guanyl-nucleotide exchange factor activity
Source: RefSeq, a predicted model, not a curated record